AUUCUCCUCUGUCUGAUUCUCUGUUGGUUAGUCUACCAGGAGAAAGAAAGAUAUGACUGUGUCAGGGAAGUUUCUCCCUAGGAAACCCAGAAGCAGAAGCUUCUUAAAGAACUUGGAAACAGAUGGCUUCCUUAUCUAACCCCUAAAGAUGCUGAAUUCCACCAGCUGUGGCAGGAGAACUAUUCCAAACUGAUUCUCCGAGAAGCGAGUAGGAUCCCAGAAUUUCUGCAUAAGGAAGUUCAGCAAGCCUUCCUCAUCUUGCGCAAGCAUGGCUGCUUAUUCCAGGAUCUAGUCCGAAUCAAAGGGAAAAAUUUACUCACACCAGUAUCUCGCCUUCUCAUUGGAAACCCAGGGUACACUUAUAAGUAUCUGAAUAGCAGACUCUUCACUGUGCCAUGGCCAAUGGAAGGUUCCAACAUAAAAUAUUCCAGAGAUGAAAUAUCUGCAGCUUGUAGAGCCUUCUUAAAGCUCAAUGACUACUUGCAUAAAGAUACAAUCCAAGCUUUGGAUAAACUACACUUGAUAAAAUCCAAAGACAAUGAAGACAGUACAAUAUUUGGAAUGGUCCCAGAACUCUCCAAGAACAGUUUGAAUGUGGGACGUGAUUUGGAACUUAAGAAGAGGACAACUUACAAUUUGACCUUGUUGAAUUACAUGGAUCCUCAGGAAAUGUCCUACUUGAAAGAAGAACCUUAUUUUGGGAUGGGGAAAAUGGCUGUGAGCUGGCAUCAUGAUGAGAACCUAGUAGAAAGGUCAACAGUGGCUGUAUACAGUUACAGUUGUGAAGGUCCUGAAGUUCUUGAUGAUGGUGAGCUGAGCCCAGAAGGGAGAAACCCUGCUGUCUGGCACGUUGGUCUGAAGAUAGCCUGGGACAUAAAGACACCUGGUUUAGCAGUACCGCUCCAUCAAGGAGACUGCUAUCUUAUGCUAGAUGAUCUUAAUACAACCCAUCAACACUGUGUUUUGGCUGGUUUGCAACCUCGAUUUAGUUCCACCCAUAGAGUGGCCGAGUGCUCAGUAGGGACUCUGGAUUAUAUUUUUAAGCAAUGUCACUUGGCACUUAAGAAUGUAAAAGAUGACAUGGAGCCCAGAACUGUGCAUUUGAGAUCCAUGGAGUCAUCAGUUAUCAAGCAGGGGGAAGAAAUUCAUAACGAGGUAGAAUUUGAAUGGCUGAGGCAAUUUUGGUUUCAUGGCCAUCGCUACAAGAAGUGUACAGAUUGGUGGCAACUACCCAUGUCUGAACUGGAAGGACUGUGGAAAAAAAUGGAAUGUGUGACAAAUGCAGUGCUUUGUGAAGUCAGAAAAGAGAGAUGGCCCACGGAACAAAAGAAUGAAAUCAUAACAGAUUUCCUUGCCUUGCUCACCACACGACAGGAACUGCGAAUGGAAUGGUGCAUGAGAUGCCAAUCCCGAAUCGCCCAAAAUUUACCAGAGGACCAGAGACCAAUUUGUUGGCCAUAUUGGGAAGAUGAUGAUCCUGAGAUGCCAUUGCCAUUUGAUCUUAGCAACAUUAUUUCAGAACUCCAAGGUCAGCUCCCAGAAACAAAGUCCUAGGAAAGAACACGGAUGUUUGAGUUGAAACCAUGUUUUCAGAAGAAAUACCUCUUCACAAAGGAAAACCAUCAUCCAUAGAAUCCAGACUCUGGCACAGGCUCAGGCCAGGACACCAACAAAGACUCCAGCUGACCACCUAGUCCCUGGAUUAUGAGAAUCAUCAAUCUUGUAACAGCAAAGGAAUGGGGCCCUCCAAUCCAAGAGCUCUGAACUGAGACUCUGUUGGGGUCUUCUUGGCUACAGACGGAUCCUGCGCUCUUCCCUACCUGAACCCAAGCUAGCUCUUCUCUAGGACCUCUAUGAGAUUCUUAGUCCCACAAAGGCUUUAGGGCAUUGCCGAGGACAGAAGCCUCGCUUGUGGCAAAAUGUUUCACUCCCACUUUUAUCCUUCUUCCUGAUACAGGCAUGGGUGUGCUCAAUCUGAAGAGAGGGCCAUGACUGAAAGAGGGGGCAGGAAUCAAAA
This is a messenger RNA of Gracilinanus agilis (Agile Gracile Mouse Opossum), 2017 nucleotides long. It is a transcript of the gene FTO, whose product is annotated as FTO alpha-ketoglutarate dependent dioxygenase. Gene Ontology annotation, biological process: regulation of multicellular organism growth; DNA alkylation repair; RNA repair. Gene Ontology annotation, molecular function: mRNA N6-methyladenosine dioxygenase activity; broad specificity oxidative DNA demethylase activity; ferrous iron binding. The record is from RefSeq and is a predicted model, not a curated record. The annotation marks the transcript as partial. The transcript is spliced from 9 exons. Lineage: Eukaryota; Metazoa; Chordata; Mammalia; Didelphimorphia; Didelphidae.